AUGGACUUGAAAUUGGAUAGGGAAGCCUUCCAGAAAGAGAAAGAGACGUUCUACUUGGACUACGUUGACAAGAAAGCAGAACUGAUAAGAGAAAAGGAGAACCUCACCAAGAAGCAGGAGAGGCUCGCUAAGGAAGCAAUGGACUUGAAAUUGGAUAGGGAAGCCCUCCAAAAAGAGAAGAAGACGUUCUACUUGGACUACAUUGACAAGAAAGAAGAACUGAUAAGGGAAGAAGAGAACCUCACCGAGAAUCUCGAGAGGGUCGCUAAGGAAGCAAUGGACUUGAAAUUGGAUAGGGAAGCCCUCUAUAUCCAAGUCGAUGAAAUGAGAGGAGAACUAAGAAAAGAAAAAGAGGAACUCAUCACAGAGCAAGAGAUGCUCAGGAUGGACAUUGCUGCCUUCAACCAGGAGAAAGAAAAAUUCUAUCGGAUGCAAGACCCAAAAGAAAAAGAAAGACAAAACAGAAAAGAAUAG
Molecule: messenger RNA, 474 nt
Organism: Macrobrachium nipponense
Lineage: Eukaryota; Metazoa; Arthropoda; Malacostraca; Decapoda; Palaemonidae
Product: golgin subfamily A member 6-like protein 7
Exons: 1
Coding region: 1-474 (157 amino acids)
Source: RefSeq, a predicted model, not a curated record